Messenger RNA from Staurois parvus, 1379 nucleotides. Lineage: Eukaryota; Metazoa; Chordata; Amphibia; Anura; Ranidae. The record is from the annotation of a GenBank genome assembly.
AUGGAGACGGUGUGUUCGGUGUUGUUGUUGGUGUUGCUGGCGUCAUGGAGCGGUCCCGCCGCCGCCGACACCCCUGCCAACUGCUCCUUCCCGGACAUGAAGGGCACCUGGGAGUUCUAUGUCAGCCCCAGCAAGGGAGGCGUGCGGAGCCGAGACAUUGACUGCUCCCAGCUGGGUCCAUCUGAAAAAGAAAGUAACAGUGACUAUUAAAGAGCUGGAUGUUGCGGAGGAUGACCUUGGAAAUGUGGGAUUUGUUACCAUAAUCUACAAUCAAGGGUUUGAGGUCGUGAUAAAUAGCAUGAAGUGGUUUGCAUUUUUUAAGUAUGAACAGCAUGGCUCCAACGUCACUAGUUUUUGCCACGAUACCUUCCCCGGCUGGGUACAUGAUGUUCUGGGUCGCAACUGGGCUUGUUUUGUUGGGAAGAAAAUAAGUGGGUCUUCUGGGAAGAAACUGAAUCCAGCACCCUUCCCUCUUGAAGCAGGACACAUCCCAUACAGAAACAACCCUGCAUUUGUAGAACAAAUAAACUCUGUUCAGAAAUCAUGGACCGCAACAGUGUAUCCUGAAUAUAAAACCAUGUCAAUGGAGGAUAUCCUCAAAAGAGCUGGUGGUCGUAAAUCAAGAAUCGCAAGCAUACCACCUCCGGCUCCAAUGCCCAUAGAGGAGAAAUACAAGGGCCUGCCUGAUGCCUGGGACUGGAGGAAUGUUGGAGGAUACAACUUUGUCAGCCCUGUCAGGAAUCAAGGGAACUGUGGGAGCUGUUACUCUUUUGCUACAAUGGGAAUGUUGGAAUCUAGAAUCCGUGUCAUGAGCAGACUUCAGCAAACUCCUGUUUUGAGCCCCCAGCAGGUGGUGUCCUGCAGUAAUUACUCUCAAGGUUGCGAUGGAGGCUUUCCUUAUCUCAUCGCUGGAAAAUAUGCUCAGGAUUUCGGCAUUGUAGAAGAGUCGGACUUCCCUUACACUGGCAGUGAUUCACCCUGCACUCUGAAAGGUGACUCCUAUCGUUAUUAUACAGCGGGAGUACCACUACGUUGGAGGCUUCUAUGGUGGCUGCAAUGAGGCUUACAUGAAAUAUGAACUCAUUUUGGGGGGUCCUUUGGCUGUAGCUUUUGAAGUCUACGAUGAUUUCAUGCACUAUGAAGGAGGAAUCUACCACCACACUGGACUGCAGAAUAAAUUCAACCCUUUCCAGCUGACAAACCAUGCCGUCCUGCUGGUUGGUUACGGUGUCGAUUCAACUGGACAGAAGUACUGGAUUGUGAAGAACAGCUGGGGGGAGGCCUGGGGAGAGAAGGGGUACUUCAGAAUCCGCAGGGGAACAAACGAAUGUGCAAUUGAAAGCAUAGCUGUGUCAGCAAGUCCUAUUCCUAAGCUGUAA